Messenger RNA from Caenorhabditis briggsae, 687 nucleotides. Bases 1 to 687 code for a protein of 228 amino acids. Gene Ontology annotation, molecular function: sequence-specific DNA binding. The record is from RefSeq and is a predicted model, not a curated record. Gene Ontology annotation, cellular component: snRNA-activating protein complex. Lineage: Eukaryota; Metazoa; Nematoda; Chromadorea; Rhabditida; Rhabditidae. Gene Ontology annotation, biological process: snRNA transcription by RNA polymerase III; snRNA transcription by RNA polymerase II. The transcript has 4 exons.
AUGCCCAAAGGUGGGGCCACAUCGUUGAUUCCAGUGUCGGCUGGCCUUCGGACUGAUCUCGAUACAUUUCUAAAAUCUUUUCUCCAAUUGAAAACUAUCAGAUUCACUGAUUAUAAGAAGCUAUUUGAACAUUUGAGAAUGAUCAAUUUAUACAAUGGACGCAGUGAGAGUGCAGAGAUUAUUGAGUUUAAUGAACAGCUUCUGAUCCAUUGCUUGCCGUAUAUAGAAGAGAAAGUUUGCCCAGGAAUUCCAAGAAGUUUAGAAGAACGUUUAUUCGGCCUCUACUCUCUCUACACAUUCUUCUACACCCAACCAGUGGAUCACGUCGUCAAGAUUCGUAUCGAUCCAGAUACCUGUUUGAGUUUCCGUAAACUCACUGAUCUGGUAUUGAGAGAAAACAUACUGGAAGCUUACAUGAUUUGUCUAAAACUUCACGAAGACAAAGCGUUCAGACACGUUGCGUUCAUUCAAACGUUUGAUCCAUCGCUUUUCAAACGGUUCGGUGCCGCAGAUCAAGACAACGAACAUCUUGUUUACACCAAUCAUCUUAACCCAUAUUCUAGAAUCAAAGCUCUCACAGAGUCAGAUUUGUUCCAGAAGCUUCGUAUUAUCAGUCAAGAAUAUAAUCGGCUGAAAAUAGAGGCUGGAUUGAAUUUUGGGAAUCAAAGCCCCAAUCUCGAUUUUUAG